This is a messenger RNA of Arvicanthis niloticus (Nile rat), 2879 nucleotides long. RefSeq names its product tubulin alpha 4a (gene Tuba4a). Gene Ontology annotation, biological process: microtubule-based process. Gene Ontology annotation, molecular function: structural constituent of cytoskeleton; GTP binding. Lineage: Eukaryota; Metazoa; Chordata; Mammalia; Rodentia; Muridae. The record is from RefSeq and is a predicted model, not a curated record. Gene Ontology annotation, cellular component: microtubule.
CAGCUCUGUCCCUGAGAAUGGGAACAAAUGUUGGUGAAAUCUUUUUCAAGUGAUGACUAGCCUGGGAGUCAGAUUUCUUAUGGGCAUGAAAACCUCCUCCUGAGGGAUUUUUUUUGGGAUUUUUUCCCCCAAUGGGAGUGAUGUAUAUCUGAGAAAGCAAAAAUAGCUUUUAGAAAGGCCUGUUCUAAUGCGAAAUGGAAAUAAAACGCAGAAUGGAAGAAUCUCUUCGACUGUACAAGCCAAGAACUCAGUGACGCUAAGUCACUUGCCCAAGGUUGCAUAGGGACGUCCAGAUGCUGUUCCAGGAGCUCCAGGUUCUGUGCCCCACCGCAGCAGGUAGGCGGUCGUGGCGGGAGCUCACUAAUAGUGACGGCGGUAAUGACGGAGCCUCUGACCAGCGAGUGGCCAGUGAAAGGUGGCAGAUUCCCGCGUCGGCCCUCACAGAUUGGCUGCAGCUCUCGGCUUUGAGGAACAGUCUACCGGAUCGGCGCCCUGGGGCUCAGGCUCUGUAGUUCUAGGUCCUCGGCCUCCCACAGGUGUGGGCGAAAGCCUGUCAUCUCGGCCGGGGACCAGCAGGCGGCGGUCUGCUGUAAGGGGGUCUCGGGCGACCAGUCCCAGCUGCCCAACCCGCCCGAGCCCGGGAGGCGACGCUGGGAGGACAGCGGAGAAGGCCGGGGACAGCCACUUUUGAAAGAUUGCUUGAGCUUCAUCCGCCCUAAAUCGGAACACCUGCACCAUGGGCGUCUGCAUGACGCAGGUGCAAUCGAGACACGCUGUGUCACCGCACCCUGCGUCCUUGCUUCGGACCUUCGGAAUCCGGGGUGUCGGCUCAAAACUAGGAACGAAUAUGGGCCGCAGCUUCUAAGCCAAACCCGACAGCGUGAGUGCAUUUCAGUCCAUGUGGGGCAGGCAGGUGUCCAGAUGGGCAAUGCCUGCUGGGAGCUCUACUGUCUGGAACAUGGGAUUCAGCCUGAUGGGCAAAUGCCCAGCGAUAAGACCAUUGGUGGAGGGGAUGACUCCUUCACCACCUUCUUCUGUGAAACUGGAGCUGGAAAACAUGUGCCUCGGGCAGUCUUUGUGGAUCUGGAGCCUACUGUAAUUGAUGAGAUCCGAAAUGGCCCAUACCGCCAGCUCUUCCACCCAGAGCAGCUUAUCACUGGGAAAGAAGAUGCAGCCAACAACUAUGCCCGUGGUCACUACACCAUUGGCAAGGAGAUUAUUGACCCAGUACUGGACCGGAUCCGCAAGCUGUCUGAUCAGUGCACAGGACUUCAGGGCUUCCUAGUAUUCCACAGCUUUGGAGGGGGCACUGGCUCUGGCUUCACCUCUCUGCUGAUGGAGCGGCUUUCUGUUGACUAUGGCAAGAAGUCUAAGCUGGAGUUCUCCAUCUACCCAGCCCCACAAGUGUCCACGGCUGUAGUGGAGCCCUACAACUCCAUCCUGACCACCCAUACCACCCUGGAACACUCAGACUGUGCCUUCAUGGUGGACAACGAGGCCAUUUAUGACAUCUGCCGCCGUAACCUGGAUAUUGAGCGCCCCACCUAUACCAACCUCAACCGCCUCAUCAGCCAAAUUGUCUCCUCCAUCACAGCUUCCUUGCGCUUUGAUGGGGCCCUCAAUGUGGACCUGACAGAGUUCCAGACCAACCUGGUGCCCUACCCUCGCAUCCACUUCCCCUUGGCUACCUACGCACCAGUCAUUUCUGCAGAGAAAGCCUACCAUGAACAGCUGUCAGUGGCAGAGAUCACCAAUGCCUGUUUUGAGCCUGCCAACCAGAUGGUAAAAUGUGACCCUCGCCAUGGCAAGUACAUGGCCUGCUGCCUGCUGUACCGUGGAGAUGUGGUGCCCAAGGAUGUGAAUGCUGCCAUCGCUGCCAUCAAGACGAAGCGCAGCAUCCAGUUUGUGGACUGGUGCCCCACAGGCUUCAAGGUUGGUAUCAACUACCAGCCACCCACUGUGGUGCCUGGGGGUGACCUGGCCAAGGUGCAGCGUGCAGUGUGCAUGCUGAGCAACACCACCGCCAUUGCUGAAGCCUGGGCCCGCCUGGACCACAAGUUUGACUUGAUGUAUGCCAAGAGGGCUUUUGUACACUGGUAUGUGGGUGAGGGCAUGGAAGAGGGUGAGUUCUCUGAGGCUCGAGAGGAUAUGGCUGCCCUGGAAAAAGAUUAUGAGGAAGUAGGCAUCGACUCCUAUGAGGACGAGGAUGAGGGAGAAGAAUAGACAGCUACUUGGAACCUGUUCACUGUUUAUUGCAAAAUCGUUUCGAAAUAAAAGUUUCCUUGCAUGGUUUCUUGUCCCCUUUGUCCCUUUGCAACUGCUUGAGCUUCUGCUUGUCCCCCCCACCCCCCAUUCUGCUUUGGCUGCGACCUCCCGAUAUUUGCUGCUCAUGACCUUUUACCUUUACAUGGCUGACAGUGAGACUUGCCAAGAGGCCCCACAAUGAGCCCAGAAAGUAUGAACCUAAGGACUUUGAUGUAAGGUCCUAUGGACACCCAGGAUAGGAAAGAAACAAGGACCGAAUCCUGGACCUGUCUGUCUAGCUACAAGCUAUUGCAAGAUAUGUCUUCACUUGUUGAAAUGUCUGAUAGCUUAUGUUGGAUGGUUGGAGUACUUUAUUCUUCUUGCUGCUGCUUCACUCAACAGCUCUAAAAGCAAGGCUUGGCCCAGGCUAAGUUGAACACUGAGGAUUUGGGAAUGGUGGCUGGGCGGGCCCAAAGUUCUGGGCAUACAGCCACUUCACAAACUUGGGGGCUGGGCAGGGACAAGGGCAAUCUCCUAGUUGUUUGUGCUAUUGCACCUCUGGCAGCUUUGCGUAGCUUGCUGUCUAUCUUGCUGUCUGGAGCUGGAGCUAUGCUAUUAAAAGUCCGGUCGUCUCC